AUGCUCCAGAACACCAACAGCAAUGAGGUGGCGGACAUCAUCAUAGACGAGAGCCCGGCACCGAUGGAGGUCGAGGAGUUGUCCAACGUCCGCGAUGCCGAGGCGUUCGCUGCCAAGGCCAUGCCUGACCUCGGUCUCGAGAUUGAGGACUUCCAGUCCCAGACGUGGCGGCUUGACAAGUGGAGUCAACAGGAUCGGCGCAAGCAGGGACCAGAGUUCUCGUGUGGCGGGCACAAGUGGCGCAUCCUCCUCUUCCCCCAGGGCAACGCCAACGGCCAGCCCAACGACAUGGUCUCGGUCUACCUCGAAUAUGCCAACCCCAAGGGAGCGCCUGAAGGCUGGCAUGCUUGCGCUCAGUUCUGUCUCGCCAUCUCGAAUGUCAAUGACCCAACCCUUCACAUUUCUAGCCAUGCCCACCACCGCUUUGUCGCUGAGGAGUGUGAUUGGGGUUUCACUCGCUUUGCCGAGUUGCGCAAGCUGUACAGUCCCGACCCUGCGAGCGGCCGCACCCGUCCUAUCAUUGAGAACGAUGAAGUCGAGAUCACGGCCUUUGUUCGCGUCUUGAAGGACCCAACAGGCGUACUUUGGCACAACUUUGUCAAUUAUGACUCGAAGAAGGAGACUGGUCACGUCGGACUGCGGAACCAGGGCGCGACGUGCUACAUGAACUCGCUCCUCCAGUCGCUCUACUGCACAAACUACUUCCGCAAGGCCGUCUAUCAAAUACCCACGGAGAAGAAGGACAUCCCUUCUGAAAACUUAUCACUUGCGCUCCAGCGCGUCUUCUACCACUUACAGACCUCGAACCAGCCGGUCAGCACGACCGAGCUCACAAAGUCGUUUGGCUGGAAGUCGCUCGACUCGUUCAUGCAGCAUGACGUGCAGGAGUUCAGCCGCAUUCUCCAGGACAGGCUCGAGGAGAAGAUGAAGGGUACGCCGGCAGAGGGCGCGAUUCCCAAGCUCUUCAAGGGCCAGAUGAAGAACUACAUCAAGUGCAUGAACGUCGACUACGAGUCGAGUGUCACAGAAGACUUCUACGAUGUCCAGCUUACCAUCAAGGGCAUCAAGAACCUCCGCGAUUCGUUCAAGGACUACGUGUCGGUAGAGACGCUUGACGGCGACAAUAAGUACAUGGCUGAAGGUUACGGCCUGCAGGACGCCAAGAAGGGUGUCAUCUUCAAGUCGUUCCCUCCUGUGCUGCACCUCCAGCUCCGCCGCUUCGAGUACGACGUUGAGAAGGACGCCCUCGCGAAGAUCAACGAUCGCCACGAGUUCCCCUUCGAGAUCGACUUGGCAGAGUUCCUCGAUGAGUCGGCCGACCGCUCCGUCUCCCACGUGUACAAGCUCCACGGCGUCCUUGUGCACUCUGGAGACCUUCACGGCGGGCACUACUUUGCGCUCAUCAAGCCAGAGGCCGAUGGCCGCUGGUUCAAAUUCGACGACGACCGCGUCACCCCUGUUACGGACAAGGAGGUCCUUGAGGACAACUACGGCGGCGACCUUGUCAACGGCAUGAUGCCGGCGCCUCAGCGCACACAAGCCCGCACGUUGAAGAAGUUCACCAAUGCCUACAUGCUGGUGUACAUCCGUGAGACCGAGCUUGGCACCGUAUUGGCGCCUUUCACCGAGGAUGACACGCCUCGCCACCUGAAGGAGCGUCUCGAUCUCGAGCGUGAGCAGAUGGAGGCCAAGAAGCGCGAAAAGGACGAGCAGCACCUCUACUUGACUGCCAAUAUCAUCACAGAUGACAUAUUCAGCCGGCACGAGGGCUUCGACUUGGCGUCGUUUGACGACAAGAACAUGCCCGCCACCGAGCUGCCGACGUUCCGUGUCCUCAAGGACGAGACGUACGCCAAGUUCAAGCAGCGCAUCGCUACGCACUUUAAGAUCGCGGAACGCGAUUUCCGCCUCUGGGUGCUGGUGAAUCGCCGGAACCAGACCAUCCGGCCAGACGUCCCCAUUCAGGAGAGCGACCACCCGCAGACGAUGGACUUUAUCCGCAACAACAUGGCUGUGCGUUCCAAUGACUUGAGAUUGUACCUCGACUACAACCCCGACCACGCCAAGUUUGCGGCGCAGCACGCCAACCCGCACAGCCAGCCCAUCAUGAUCUUCCUCAAGUGGUUUGACUGUUCGAAGCAGAACCUGUUUGGCCAGGGCAAGGUCUUUGUCGACAAGAAUGACAAGGCGUCUGUGCUCUUCAACAUCAUCCAGGAGAGAAUGGGAUGGCCUUCCUCGACGCCUAUCAAGCUGUACGAGGAGAUCAAGGCGGGCAUGAUCGAGUCGAUGAAGGUCACCAAGACGUUCUUGCAGAACGAGAUCCAGGACGGCGACGUCAUUACGUUCCAGGUCGAGAAGACUCAGAAGGAGAUCGACGACCUGGAGGCUCAGUCGCUCUACUCGAGCGUUCCCCAGUUUUAUGACUUCCUGCAGAACCGCGUGCGCGUCAAGUUCCACCCGCGGUAUGAGGACGCGCCCAGCAACCAGCCUGACUUUGAGCUCAUUUUGAGCAAGAAGAUGACGUACGAGGUGAUGGCUACGCGGGUCGGCGACUACCUCAAGCACGACCCGCUCAAGCUGCGCUUCACGUCUUCAAACCCCACGAAUGGCCACCCCAAGGCCAUUGUCAAGCGCUCCUUGAACCAGAGCGUGGCGGACAUCACCCAGACCAGCUACUACAGCCCCCAGCCCAAAGUCGUGCUCUACUACGAGCUGCUCGACAUCUCGAUCAUCGAGCUCGAAACGAAGAAGUCGCUCACGCUGUACUGGAUGGGGCGAUACAACAAGGAGGAGGCCGCGCCCACGUUCUUAUUGCCGAAGACCAACACGUUCGAUCACGUCGUCGAAAACCUGCUGCGUACCGUUAAGCUGCAGCCUGGUGGGUCGGGCAAGAUCCGUGUGUUCGACAUCUCGAGCAACGGGCGUGCGCAGCGCGAAUACACUGGCAGCGAGAUGAUUGGCAACCUGCCCGAGCCGACCGAGCUGUACGCCGAGGAGAUCCCUCUCGAGGAGCUCAACGCGGGCGACAAUACCAAGAUUGUGAACCUGUUCCACUACUCGCGCGACCUGAGCAAGACGCACGGUGUACCUUGCCGCUUUGUGGUGCGCGCGGGCGAGCCAUUCUCGGAGACCAAGAAGCGGAUACAGGAGCGUGUCGGCGUGUCGGACAAGGAGUUUGCCAAGUACAAGAUCAUGCUUGCUCCAACUCAGCCGUACUCGCAGCCAUCGGUGAUUGAGGAGAACGACAUUCUGUUCGCGCACACGUGGUCGCCUGACGACGCAAUUGGGCUGGACCACCUUGACAAGCGGCCCAACAAGUCGAACGUCGAGAAGGGCAUUGUCAUGCGGUAA
Cutaneotrichosporon cavernicola is the source of this 3351-nucleotide messenger RNA. RefSeq lists its product as uncharacterized. Gene Ontology annotation, molecular function: cysteine-type deubiquitinase activity; protein binding. Gene Ontology annotation, cellular component: cytosol; nucleus. Gene Ontology annotation, biological process: regulation of protein stability; protein deubiquitination. Lineage: Eukaryota; Fungi; Basidiomycota; Tremellomycetes; Trichosporonales; Trichosporonaceae. The transcript has 9 exons. The record is from RefSeq and is a predicted model, not a curated record. Bases 1 to 3351 code for a protein of 1116 amino acids.